UUUCGUGGGUAGGUGUCAAAUAAGCAACACCUGAUUUGUGUCAUAUAAAAUUAUUUAUUAAAAAAAAAUAGUUUGUAUAUAUAUUAUAAACAAUUUUGGCAAUAAUUCAAUAAAUAGUAACUUGAUUCACAAUAUAUUGUGUGGACAGCUCUUGUGGAUGACUACCUUGUGAUAUAAUUGUACUGACCUGCCACUCGACCUUUGCACCCUGACUUUUUGAAUUUGACACUGUCACUUGGAGCACUAAAACCAUGGACACAUUGAACACCAUCCUGGAGGCACAGAAGACCCUUGAGGUGUCAUUCAAUAAGCGGUUCCGUGAGCUGGAUGAGAAAUUAAAAACUGCAUCGCCUCAAACUCAUCCCACAAUAAGCAGCCUUAACAAAGAGGUAAGCACCUUCAGGGAGCAAAUGUCAGCCAUGCUCGAGCUCCUCCGGCAACAGAUCCUCAGCAUUCACCGGACUGUUGAUGCUAUUGAGACGCGACACCGCCGUAAGAACUUGCUGCUCAGUGGGGUUCCAGAGGUUGCAGGUGAAGAUGUUGCAGCGACUGUCACCGCUAUCUGCCAAAAUGAUCUUCAUCUGCCCGAGGUGACCCGUUCGUCCAUCUUGGUUUGUCACAGGCUAGGAUCUGGGACUAAUGGCAGACCCAGAGCCGUCCUGGUCCGCUUCACUAGCCUCCUGACUCGCAAUGCAGUUUGGAUGAAGAAAACAGCCCUCAAAGGAUCUCCGGUUGUCAUAUCUGAGUUUCUCACAAAGCAGCGACAAACUGUAUUUAUGGAGGCUCGCAAGCACUUCGGGAUGCGCCAGGUGUGGACCAGAGAUGGCACCAUCCAUAUUAAGUUGACCAGCGGAAAGAAGGAGCGCCUGUCGUCGGCUGAGGCGCUUCAAGCGUUGAUUGAAAAGCACCCCAGCAACCUGCAGCGUGCAGCCCCCGCGGUCGAGGUGCCUGAACCGGCGGGACCAGAAGCCUCCGCGCCGGCGGUGCUGUCCGGCGUGGCCUCUUCGGCCGCUACAUUGGAGAAACGGGCCAAGCGCGGCUGCUAAUAGAGGAGUUGUGUCGGUUUUAUUUCGUUGUGUUUAGUU
This is a messenger RNA of Cydia amplana, 1085 nucleotides long. RefSeq lists its product as uncharacterized. The transcript has a single exon. Lineage: Eukaryota; Metazoa; Arthropoda; Insecta; Lepidoptera; Tortricidae. The record is from RefSeq and is a predicted model, not a curated record. The coding region runs from base 252 to 1046 and encodes 264 amino acids.